Molecule: messenger RNA, 621 nt
Organism: Didymosphaeria variabile
Lineage: Eukaryota; Fungi; Ascomycota; Dothideomycetes; Pleosporales; Didymosphaeriaceae
Exons: 2
Coding region: 1-621 (206 amino acids)
Biological process (GO): proteolysis
Molecular function (GO): serine-type carboxypeptidase activity
Source: RefSeq, a predicted model, not a curated record
AUGAACCAGGACUGGGUACAGAAAGAUCUCGGAGCUUCGGUCAAUUUUACUAUCAACAGUAACAACGUUGCCAACAUGUUCUUGGGCGAGACUGGCGAUGUCGCUGUCGUGUCUAUAGACACAAUCAAUUACGUUGCUCAAAGCGGCAUCAAGGUUGCUCUGGUCUUUGGGGAUCGCGACUACAGAUGGUUUGGAGGCGAAGCAGUAAGCCUCGCAAUGGAGCACGAAUCAAGCGUUCAGUUCCGCGAAGCCGGUUACUCACCCAUAACCACGAACUCAACAUACCAAGGCGGCGUCGUACGACAGUACAAUGGCAUAUCCUUCUCGCGAGUGUUCGAUGCCGGCCAUGCGGCAGGUGCCUACCAACCCGAGACAGUGUCAAAGAUCUUCGAUCGUGUUACGUUAAACAAAGAUGUCGCUACUGGCAAGAUCAACUUGGGAGACGCGCCGUACAGCUCUCAAGGCCCAGUGAGCAGUUUUGAGAUCAAGAAUGUGCUUCCCACACCUCCAAAGAACGAGUGCUACACUUGGGCUAUAGCUGAUACCUGCACGACGGAGCAAAUUGCUGCAUUGGCUAAUGGAACUGCGGCUGUGCGAGACUAUAUCGUAAGAGAACACUAG